CGGUUUAAGGCUGUAGCUGUUGUUUCUGGUGCUUUCCGAUACAUAUUAAAAAAUUUUGAAUUAUGUAGCAAAGCUACAAAAGGUCAUUUUUCCAUUGUUUAUUUUGGAAAAAAUGUACUGACUGAAGUGAAAGUAGCUUUAAAAAGAGUUCAGCUCGCUAAAAUGAUCGAUAAGAAAGCAGCUGAAGAUUGUAAAAGAGAAAUAAUUCUGCUACAAAAACUCGAUCAUCCAAAUGUGAUAAAAUAUAUUUCUCAUUUCACCGAUACUAAUAAUGAUCUUUACAUUGUUUUGGAACUAGCUAGCGCAGGUGAUCUUGCUAAAAUGAUUGAAUAUUUUACACAAAACAAGAAGUUACUAUCAGAGAAAACAAGUUGGAAAUUUUUUAGUCAAAUUUGUACCGGCUUAGAACAUAUGCAUUCAAAACGAAUUAUGCAUAGAGAUAUUAAACCAGCGAAUAUUUUUAUCAAUGCUCAAGGAACUAUAAAACUGGGCGAUCUUGGUUUAGGCCGUUUCUUUCCCAGCGAAAUCGAUUUCACACAUUCUAAACUUGGAACACCCUAUUACAUGUCUCCAGAACGAAUAAACCAACUGGAUCCAGGCUAUAGUUUUCCGGCAGAUAUAUGGUCACUUGGCUGUGUUCUCUAUGAAAUGAUUGCACUUCGAAGUCCCUUCUUCAAGGAAAAUCUAACCCUCUUAGGCUUAUGUAAAAGAAUCGAUGAACUUGAUUAUGCACCAUUACCAAGUAAAUUAUAUUCUCCUGAAUUUCGUGGUUUAGUGAGUCACUGCCUAACAUUAGAACCAAAAGGUCGUCCGGUUAUCGCUGAAGUUACUCAGUUGUCAAUGACAAUGUACAAUAAAUUCUUGAACGAAUCAUCGACAUCGAGUACACCAAUUUCGACAGACAGCAACUCACCAGAUUCUGGUUUUGGAUCAGUAUGA
This is a messenger RNA of Didymodactylos carnosus, 939 nucleotides long. The record is from the annotation of a GenBank genome assembly. NCBI's taxonomy places the organism in Eukaryota, Metazoa, Rotifera, Eurotatoria, Philodinida, Philodinidae.